This is a messenger RNA of Filobasidium floriforme, 1524 nucleotides long. Its product is annotated as P-loop containing nucleoside triphosphate hydrolase protein. The record is from RefSeq and is a predicted model, not a curated record. The transcript has 6 exons. Gene Ontology annotation, biological process: small GTPase-mediated signal transduction. Gene Ontology annotation, molecular function: GTP binding; GTPase activity. NCBI's taxonomy places the organism in Eukaryota, Fungi, Basidiomycota, Tremellomycetes, Filobasidiales, Filobasidiaceae. The coding region runs from base 440 to 1033 and encodes 197 amino acids.
GUCGCUCGCUCGCUCGCAGCACCGACAUGCCUCCCCUACUGUAUCGUCAGAUCAAUCAGAUCCAGGAGGACUAUGGUCCAUUUACAAUCCGCUGACCACGACCUACCUACACACUCACACACUUGCACACUCUCCCCCUUAACGCCUUUUGAAACUCGUCUCGUCCCCCUUGUCUGCGGAAACGGAACCUCACCCACGAACGCAAUCACGUACGACACAACACAAACAACACAGCCCUCUCUCUCUUCCUCGAACUUGAUCUGAUCGACGAAUACGUACAACAAGAAGGAGAUCUGGCAAAGGACCCCAGAUAUACAUAUCAUAUAUAUAUAAACAGCAAAGUCAACCGUACCUGGAUCUAGUUUACCUUGGAUCUACCUCCGGUCGACUCCCUCACAUCAACCGGAUCACAACCUCAACAAACUAGAUUGAAGCAAUAAUGUCCGAGAUUAGGAGAAAGUUGGUCAUCGUCGGUGAUGGAGCUUGUGGAAAGACCUGUCUCUUGAUCGUCUUUUCCAAGGGCAUGUUCCCCGAGGUCUACGUUCCUACCGUCUUUGAGAACUAUGUCGCCGAUGUCGACGUGGAUGGCAAGAGGGUCGAGUUGGCGCUUUGGGAUACCGCCGGUCAGGAAGAUUACGAUCGUCUUCGUCCCCUUUCGUACCCGGACUCGCACGUCAUCUUGAUCUGUUAUGCCAUCGACUCGCCCGAUUCGUUGGACAACGUUCAGGAAAAGUGGAUUUCCGAGGUCCUCCACUUCUGCUCGGGUCUGCCCAUCGUCCUCGUCGGUUGCAAGGUCGACCUGAGGCAGGACUCGAGGACUAUCGCCGAGUUGGCCAAGACCAGCCAGAAGCCCGUGACCGCUCAAGAGGGACAAGCCGUCGCUUCCAAGAUCGGCGCCAAGCAUUACAUGGAAUGCUCCAGUCGAACGGGUCAGGGUGUCAAGGAGGUCUUCCAGGUCGCGACCAGGGCGGCCUUGUUGGUCGGACACAAGAAGCCGAGGAAGAGCGGGUCGUCGAAGUGCAUCGUCCUCUAGAGAGCGGGAGGUGGAGCUGGGUGUCGGAGCGCAUGGUGGGGUGGUCUCGUUGACGGGAGUCUCUCCCUUUUUUUUUCCCUUCUAUUCUCUUCACCGAGUCUAGCACGUCUUCAUCCUUUUCUUUUGCCGAGUAUGGGUCUAUCAAGAAUGUUCUGCUUCUCUAGUUAUUAGCGUGUGAGAUGACGAUCUCGUCGCCCCUGCCUCCUCGAUCUUGCAAUCUAUCCGGACAACCACUCGCCGCGGUCGAUCCUCUCGGCGGUUUGGUCAGACAACGACAGGCUGCAACGCUCGACGAUCAUCAUACACGCGCGGCGGAGAGGAAAGAUCGGCAUUUGAUGCGAGAUAGAAUCGUGGUCGGGGGUCUAGUCGAGAAUCGUUUGGUCGUCGCAUGCCGUUGUAGGAUUAUAUGUCAUCGUUUGCUUUCUAUGUGCGAUCGAUCCGUACUAGCAGCUGACUUGGUGCCGUUUCACCUUUGACGAGGUGGGCGUGCA